Molecule: messenger RNA, 645 nt
Organism: Indicator indicator
Lineage: Eukaryota; Metazoa; Chordata; Aves; Piciformes; Indicatoridae
Gene: IFT43
Product: intraflagellar transport 43
Exons: 10
Coding region: 1-645 (214 amino acids)
Biological process (GO): intraciliary retrograde transport
Cellular component (GO): intraciliary transport particle A; cilium
Source: RefSeq, a predicted model, not a curated record
AUGGAGGCCGAGCCGGAGCGAGCGGAGGCGCCGCGGCGUGGGGGUGUCGCCGGGAUACUAAAGAUGGGCCGUCGAGCCCGCCAGGACCUCUUGCCGGAUGAGAAUCUCAGCAGGAAGAAUUCCUCGUCUGCUUCUCUCGGAGAGGAUGAAGACCCUGAGGAAAAGGUUGACCAUGGUCCACCACCUAAACCACCACGCCGGCAAGGAGGCUGGGCAGAUGAUCCUGUACUGGCACCUACCAAGUCAGGAAGAAAGCAUGGAGAAGAAGUAGAAGACCAUCGUCUCAGACAGCAGAGCCUGGAGACAUCAGAUGAUGGAGGAGACAUUCCCGUGAUCCCUGGCUUGGAGGAAGUCCAAGAGGAAGAUCUGGCCAUGCAAGUGGCAGCUCCCCCCAGUGUGCAGGUGAACCGAGUGCUGACCUAUCAUGCCCUAGACAAAGAUCUAAUGAAGUAUGCUGCAUUUCAGACUCUGGAUGGAGAGGUUGACCUGAAGCUUCUUACCAAAGUUUUGGCUCCAGAACAUGAACUACGAGAGGAUGAUGUCAGCUGGCAUUGGGACCAUCUCUUCACAGAAGUGUCCUCAGAACUAGUGACUGACUGGGACCUAGGACACUCUGAAAAAGAGGACCACCUCAGUGUGCCCUAG